Molecule: messenger RNA, 704 nt
Organism: Cetraspora pellucida
Lineage: Eukaryota; Fungi; Glomeromycota; Glomeromycetes; Diversisporales; Gigasporaceae
Source: the annotation of a GenBank genome assembly
UUGGCGUGGACGGUGAAAAACGUGCUGGCAAAUCUUGUCUUAUCAAAAAAUUUGCCCAUGAUGAUUUUCAUAAGGGUGAAUAUAAAGAAACUUUGCGUGCGUAUGUCACAACCACGCACAUUCAGUUAGAGAAUUACACUAUUAAAGUAGAAUUCUUGGAAACUGGAUGGGAUCUCAGACCAAAUAAAAAUUAUUAUAGUUACAUUGAUGGUGCUGUGCUUGUUUACGAUAUUUCUCAAUCUGACAAUAAAACGAAAGUAAAAAAACUGUUAUCAGAUGAAGAUAAUAGCUACAUUAAUAGUAAAUUUCCUAUUAUGAUUAUUGCCAACAAAUAUGAUAAAUAUGAGAAUAAAAAUAAUAGUCUUAUAGAAGAAAAAAAUUACUUUGGAGAUGAAUUUCUAUUUAAUACAACUUCAUAUGAAGAGAAAACUAGUGCUAGUCUCAAUAAAAUAUUAAAAGAUUGCAUAUCUAGACUUUCUAAUUUUAAAGGCAAAUUUGAAAAAUCAAAAACCAAUGAUCUGAGCCAAUUGAUCCCUCCAAGUAACCAAUUUAAGUCCAUGAUGGAACAUGCAACACAACUCUAUUUGUGUGAGAUUCCAAAAAUUAUUUAUGAUAGACAACAAUUAGAAGUCUUGUGUGAUGGAAUAAAGGGAAUAAAAUCAUUUUUAUCAUUAGUACGUACUGUAUUUAUACGUGAAUAUUAG